Messenger RNA from Nelumbo nucifera (sacred lotus), 2580 nucleotides. NCBI's taxonomy places the organism in Eukaryota, Viridiplantae, Streptophyta, Magnoliopsida, Proteales, Nelumbonaceae. The record is from RefSeq and is a predicted model, not a curated record.
ACACUGUAUUCUUUCUAUUUGGUACUUGGUAGGCUUCCAUCACACUGUAUUCAGUCUGUAAUCAGUAUUCUUUCUCCUUAAACCCUGCCGGCUAAAACCCUACUGCUACUGCUGCUGCUGCUGCUGAACUCCACCAAAGCAGAAAGCCUAGUUAUGACAACCCUCGAAGAAGCAGACGUCGGCAUCUACAGUUACAUCUCUCAGCUUCCUGGAUUUCGUGGCGUUUUGAAACAGAGGUAUUCGGAUUUUAUCGUGAAUGAAGUAGAUUCCGAUGGAAAUGUUGUUCACUUGACCUGCUUGGAUGCCCCUCAGGAAAAUGUAGAAGAAAAGCAAAUGAUAAAGGAAAAGGAAGAUUCCGUUCAAAAAGAAAAAAAUUAUACCUCGGAAAUCGAAUUAUUUCGGGCCCUUGCCGGUGACUCCGACGCUGAAUCUCUGAAAGCUUUUGUGAAUCAAAUCACGUCUGGUGUGGAAAGCGACGUUUCUCCAAUUGUUCUCUCUCCGGAUUCUGAUAAAUCCCAUCGAACGGCAGUCCAUAAUUUCUUCAAGGAGCAUUUCAAGUUCCUUGUAACGGACACGCUUGACGGACCCGAUGAUACGUCCAAGUGCAUUCGCGUUAGGUUAUGCUCGGGAGGGCAGCACAGCAAUGGCAGAAAUUCCAGAAAACGUAAAGAUAGGAAUGACAAACCCUUUGACAGCAGAGGCUCGAAUGAUUGGCCUGAGCAUGUCGGCAAGUUCCUGAGGUUCCAUCUUUAUAAGGAGAAUAAGGACACGCAAGAGGCAUUGGGACUCAUAGGAAAGAUGCUUGGAAUCCAGUUGUGUUUUUGGCAGCAAAGAUCUUUUGGAUUUGCGGGUACAAAGGAUAAACGUUCUGUUUCAACUCAGAGGGUAACUAUUUUCAAGCAACAUGCGAAAAGGUUGGCUGCUCUCAACGACAGGCUGAUUGGUAUCAAAGUUGGAGACUUUUGUCAUGUUGAUGAAGAACUUGUUCUUGGGCGGCUUCUUGGAAAUCGUUUCACAAUCACAUUGAGAGGAGUUGUUGCAGAUUCUGAAGAUACCAUUAAAGCAGCAGUAGAUGCUUUGGGAAAAAAGGGGUUUAUCAACUACUAUGGUUUGCAGCGUUUUGGAAGUGGUUCAGUGCCAACUCACCUCAUUGGAGCAACAUUACUUCGAGGAGAGUGGAAAACUGCUGUAGGCAUGAUUUUGGAUCCAAGAGAAGGGGAGCGUGAAGCAAUCUGGAAGGCACGUGAAUAUUAUAAGGAAAGUGGUGAUAUUGAUGGAACUCUUAGGCAAUUACCUCGUCAUCUAGUUGCUGAAAGGGCUAUACUCCAAUGUUUGAAGAAGUGCCCUGGCAACUACUUGCAAGCCCUGAAGGCUAUACCAAGGACUCUGAGAAUGAUGUACGUGCACAGUUACCAAAGUUACUUGUGGAACCAUGCUGCAAGUAUGCGGUUGCAAAAACACGGAAUUGAUCAUGUUGUGAUAGGAGAUUUGGUAUAUAACAAAGGAGGUUCUACUGGAAUGCCAACUGAAGCUGUUAACAUUGAAUUUGAAGUUGAUAGUUGUAAUGAGGCAUUUGAUUCUAGCCACUUAAAUGAAAUUACUGAAUCAACAUUACCUAAAGAACAGGAUAAUAAUGUGAAGGCUGUAAAUGCAGAGGACCUCCAAAGUGGAGGUUAUACAAUUGCUGAUGUCACACUUCCUUUGCCUGGUUCAAGAGUACUGUAUCCAACCAACGAUAUUGCUCAAGUUUACCAUGAUUUAGCAAAGAAGGAUAGCAUCAACUUGGCUGAGUGUGUACACAAUGUCAAGGAAUUCUCGAUAACCAGUAUGACUGGAGGCUAUAGGCAGGUGUUCCAGAAGCCAAUUGACUUUGAAUGGGAAUUGCUCCAGUAUACUGAUGGUAAUGUACCCCUGGCGGAGACAGAUUUGGAUGCUAUUGCUAAAAAGAAACCUGCUCAUAAUGUCAAGGAGGAAGGCUUCACUGAUUCAAGUCAGCUCAAGAUUUGCUCUGUUGACUAUGAGAAGCAAUCAAUGAAUUCAAAAGAUGAAAAAAUACAAACAUGCAACAGCGAAGCUGAAAAUGGUAAAGAGAUGGGAUUGUCAGAAGGUGACUCUCUUCAUAUUUGUGAUGCUCAGAAACCCCAGAUGGCCCUAAAGUUAGGCUUUACUCUUCCAGCUUCUUGCUAUGCUACGAUGGCCAUUAGGGAGCUGCUGAAAACAUCAACUUCUGUUGCCUUUCACAAAACACUGAACCAAUGAAUUGUCACUGUCCAUGUCGCCGUAGUACGUCUGGAAUUUGUAGAUGGUGUUUUUUCUUGAAAAAGUCAAUGUGGGAUACAUGAAGAACAAACGAAGCAUGAAAUAAGACCUGUAUUUAGAGCUUAUCUUCUUCAAAGGAAUUGUGUUGUAAGUUGGAAUUUAUUGGGAAUAGAGGAGAAUAAUGUUUCUUUUCAAUUAAUGCCUAACAUGUAGUUCACUUGUUCAACCGAGCUCAAGUACUCUUCCUUUUAUGAUAGGUAGACUCCCUGCUUGUUCAAAUACUGACCUUGAACUGCUAUACAAUGACAUCUGCCAUUUGCA